AUGAGGGCAUUCAAAAAGGCCUACAGCACCUCAUUCAUUCCGGUGAAUGCUAGUGGUGCUGUUGACGCCACCAACGACUUGGUGGUUGGGGGCCACGACUAUUUCGGGGCCUGCACUCACUAUGGACAAGCGUGUGAGGAGAUCCUACAAAGAACAGGUCGCGAGAACCCGUGUAUGCUUUUGCUUUAUGCUCGCACCAUCUACUUGGCGGUGAUGUCUACAGAAACCAGUAACCCGCUCGUGGUGCGGCAAUCGGUGAUAUUGCUUGAACAAGCUAAGUGCUUGCUAUCUGUGGCUCAUCACAAGGCUAGAACCGAAAAGCUUGCUCAAUUUAGCUUGGUGUUGUUUGAUAAAGUCGAACAAUUACAACUGCAAUUGAAGCAAAUGGCCAUUCAACUUGAAAAUGUACAAUUGAGUGAAGCCGAAUUUGAGUACAUCAUCGCCGAAAAAGCGGUGCUUGUCGCUGACGGUUAA
Molecule: messenger RNA, 474 nt
Organism: Diutina rugosa
Lineage: Eukaryota; Fungi; Ascomycota; Pichiomycetes; Serinales; Debaryomycetaceae
Exons: 1
Coding region: 1-474 (157 amino acids)
Source: RefSeq, a predicted model, not a curated record